UAAAUUGAUGUUCAGUGAGACUUUACGUUUGAUUCAGCAGAAAGAGCAGGGGGUUUUUUUUUCAACAAAAAUUUCCUUGUCAGCAUGAAUCUGAGAUUGAUCUGAAUUAUAUUUACGCAUCAGUUGCAUUUUGGCACUUAAAUACGCAUCAUACUCUCUGCUUUAAAUCCGAUUAGUCUGCUGUGUGCUGUGUUCUGUCCUGCUGCAGUGAUGGAACGUCAUUUAAUGCAGCCACUAGUGCGGUGAUUAAACAGCAAUUUCUAAUCAAAUUACAUCUAAAGAUGGAGAUCGGUUUCACAGUCAGACUGCCUCUGUGUGUGUGUGUGUGUGUGUGUGAGACCAUUCUAAACUUAGAAAACUAAACAAGCUCCCACUUCAGUCAACUGCAGAGAAACCAUCAUGUCUUUCAUUAUGUCUGUUGUUUUUUUUGGAUUAAAGCAGCGUGCUCAUUAAUUCCUCGAUAGGGUUCGGGAAUCAGUUUUGGAAAUCGGAAAAAAUAUUAGCUUUACCAAGCCACACACGCUGGACCGAGGUCAGAUGAAGGGUGUGUACAGAAUCAGGGAUGGGUAUAAAAUCCAGCCGUCGUUAACAUAGUAAAAGUUAUGAUAGAAGAAUGUGAGAAUCAGAGACGUGUGAUUAUGAAUAUUAAUAUAGCUAAGAGAAAUAAACAGAUAUACACACUGAUCAGCUAUAACACUGAACACUGACCGGUGAAGUGAAUAAGACUGAGUAUCUCCUCAUCAUGGCACCUGUUAGUGGGUGGGAUAUAUUAGGCAGCAAGUCAACAUUUUGUCCUCAAAGUUGAUGUUAGAAGCAGGAAAAAUGGACAAGUGUAAGGAUUUGAGAGAGUUUGACCAAAAGGGCCAAAUUGUGAUGGCUAGACCACUGGAUCAGAGCAUCUCCAAAACUGCAGCUCUUGUGGGGUGUUCCCGGUCCAAGGAAGGAACAGUGGUGAACCGGUGAGAGGGUCAUGGACGGUCAAGGCUCAUUGAGGCACGUGGGGAGAGAAGGUUGGCCCAUGUGAUCCGAUCCAACAGAUGAGCUACUGUUGCUCAAAUUGCUGAAGAAGUUAAUGCUGGUUCUGAUAGAAAGGGGUCAGAAUACACAGUGCAGGACGGGUCAGGACUGUUUAGGCAGCAAAAGGAAGACCAACACAAUAUUAGACAGGUGGUCAAAAUGUUAUGCCUGAUCAGACUAAAGCUUAGCAUUCCCACUGUGGGUGUUUAAUCUUGUAGGUUCACCUCCUGAGUGUCAGCGAGGGCAGAGUUUAAUACAAUUAACCCAAAAUCUACUAACAUCGCAGCCGAGUAUUUUCUUCCAAGCACUAGAUGAAACCCAGGAUCCUGACAAGGAACCAUCUACCCAGACCCCAGCCUUUAAAAACCUGCACAUCUAUACAACAUCUUACAACCAAUGCAGUGUGACCACACACGUGCAGAGGAGCAUGAGAUGUGAGAGCUUUCAGGACUCUUCUCAGGAAUGGUGUAACCACACCUAAUGGAUCAUAAUGGCAUCAGUUAUAUUCCUGAUAUUUCCAACCAAUGACACUGAACCACAGUCUGACGUCACCAUGGAAUCAGACUCCUCCCUCAAUCUGAGCACAGUCAGUGAUCCGGCAUCCCUGGACGAAGUCUCAAACCAGUCCUGCGAUUUUCUCUCGCUCUCCAUCUCUCACUACCAGAAGACCCUCAUUCCUGUUGUUUACUUUCUAAUCUUCAUCCUGGGUUUCCUUGGGAACACACUAGCGGUGUGUGUGCUGGGGCAAAAGUCGCUGAGGUGCACCGUCGCUAACACGUACCUGUUGAAUCUGGCCCUGUCUGACCUCGUCUUUCUUAUUGGGCUUCCAUUCUGGGCAGUGCAUUACCUCCGGGAUUAUGACUGGCCAUUCGGAUGGUUCAUGUGCAAGCUGUGCAGCUCUUUGACCUCGCUAAACACCUACGCUAGCAUCUACUUCAUCAUGGGAAUGAGCAUCGAUCGCUACCGCGUCAUCGUCUACCCUCUGCAGUCGCACUGCACCGAGAGUGUGUAUCACGCCAGGACCGUGUUUCACGCCAGGUGUGUGUGUGCCGUGAUCUGGAUCCUAGCGACUCUCACAACCAUUCCGGCGCUUGUUUUCCGGGAAACGCAUCACUCUGUCGAGUAUAAUAUCACAGCCUGCGUGAUGAAAUACCCGAACAGGCACUGGCACGGGAUGCUAACGCUCGCUAAGAACACCUUUGGCUUUCUGAUCCCUUUUAUAGUCAUAGUAACGUGCUACAGCCGAAUCAGGUGUCACUUGUUAGCGUCCCCGGAGUUGGUGGAACCUGAUCCGUCACGUCUGGAGCGUGUGCGCCGCGUCGCAUUGGCCAUAGUCACGGCGUUCUUCCUCUGCUGGUUCCCAUUUCACACGCUGUCCUUCAUGGGUGUGUUGCAGGAGCUCGGCGUGAACUGGAGCUGUAACGUCCAGCAGGUGAUGGCCGUCAUGUUCGCUCCCGCGCUCUGCCUUGGCUUUGCCAACUCCGCCAUCAACCCACUGCUCUACUGCUUUGUGGGGAACCGAUUUCGCCAGCAGCUGCGCCGCCUCUGGGAGGCUAAAGUCCAGAAGAUGGGAAAGCAGAGGAGUGACUCUGUCAGCAUGCAGAUCAGCUCCUUCUCACGAAAACUCAGCGACACCAAAGAUACAAUGGCUUCUGUUACUAUUUAAACACCACACAGGAUGGAACUUCAAGCUAAAGGUCAUGCUGUUAACGACCGAGGCUAAUGCUUUAGCCAGCUAGCAGAGAUGUGACUGUCUCUAAUACGGACACUUUUAAAGGAAGGUGACAGCAACCAUGAAAAUGACCAAAAAUCUCAACAUGUUUCUCGGAUAUUUUGGAAACCUUCAUGAUGACACCACACCAAACAUCUGCAGGUUCAGCUAGGAAGAAGUGAACCCCAGAAGAAAGUGAACUCACGAUCAGGACAAAAUCAACACAAAAUACUGACCUCUACCACCCUAGCCACCCCUUCAUCCCCCUAACCACUCCGGCUCCACUGACCCCAUCCUCCCCCUAAACCCCUCCUGCCCCCACCUGCCCCUUCCUCCCCCUAACCACUUCUGCCACAACUGCCCCUUCCUCCCCCUUCCUCCCCCUAACCCCUCCUUCCCUGCCCACCCCCUUCCUCCCCCUCCAACACAUAAAGGACAGAUGUGAAAUGUGCAUGUACUUGUAAACACUAACUUUCGAGUCUCAUCUCUGUUACUCAUCAUGGUGGUCUCUAGAGGUGUGGAGGACAAACUGCAAUACUGCCCCAUGCAGAACAGGAGUGGACGCUUAACUCUCAUUGGUUUAGAGUAUCACACAGAUCUAGAUAUAUCUUUCCUCAUGAAUUGAUGUGAAAGUAAUCUAAGUGUAUUCUUGUACUGGACUGAAAAUGGUUCUUAUUUAAGCUAGCAGCCAACGUAGUGCACUAAAAUCCAGAUAAGAGUUAUUUAAGACACAAAAACAUAUAUAGAAAAAUAUCUAAAUAUAUAAAGGUUGCAAUGUUUCAUUUCCUUUUUUUAAUGAUUGAAAUUAUAACCUGAAUCUAUUUAGCAUGUAUCACGCACACUAGCAUUUCAGGGAAGAGAUGUUCUGCUAAAUCAUGCUAAUGUUUAGAAUGGUGCUUGUUCUUCAGUAAAAGCUGUGUAGAACUCAAUAAAGAAGAAGAAGAAGAAGAAGAAGAAGAAGCUUUUAUUAUCCCCACAUAUACAUUACAGCACAGUGGAAUUCUUGUCUUCGCCUAUCCCAGCUGAGGAAGUAGAGAGGGUUAAUGGCCUUGCUCAAUUGUCCAGUAGAGGCAGCUUGGUGAUGCUCGAACCCCGAUCUUCUGAUCAACAACCCAGAACCUUGACCACUUGGGCUACCACUGCCCCUGUAAAAAAAUGAUAAUAAAGGUACAAAGAAAAACACUGCACUACUGGAGUCUCUGUAGGUUAGAAGGAUGUUAGCUAGCUGAGUGAUGGGGUUGACACUCAGGUAAGAGCAGGAGUCGUGUGUUCACUCCUCCACUCAUUCACUCGUCCACUCUUCCACUCACUCACUCAUUUACUCAUUCACUCGUCCACUCAUCUACUGCUCUACUUGUUCACUCGUCCACUCCUCCACUUGUCCACUCAUUCACUCAUCCAUUUGUCCACUCAUUCACUCAUCCACUCGUUCACUUGUCCACUCCUCCACUCAUUCACUCGUCCACUCUUCCACUUGUCCACUCAUUCACUCAUCCACUCCUCCACUCGUUCACUUGUCCACUCCUCCACUUCUCCACUCAUUCACUCAUCCACUCUUCCACUUGUCCACUCAUUCACUCAUUUACUCGUUCAGUCGUCCACUCCUCCACUUGUUCACUCGUCCACUCCUCCACUCGUUCACUCAUCCACUCCUCCACUCGUUCACUUGUCCACUCGUCCGCUCAUUCACUUGUCCACUCUUCCACUCGUCCACACAGGCAUCUGAUACUUGAGCAUUCUGUUUGGACAGAACGAUUACACGGGCCGUGCAGUGCCUGGGGCCGCUAAGCUUAGGAGAAUGUUAGCAAUGUUACAACAUUACACAGAAUGCAUUACAUCAUCGACCACAACUAGUGUACACACACACACACACACACACACACACACACAGCGCAGAUAAGACCUCUCUGUAAUAAUAAUCGGUGUUUUAUAGACAGAUUUAAUGGUUUUGGGCUGCUUUUCUUGGCUGAUCUGCUGGCAGUGUGUGUGUGUGUGUGUGUGUGUGUGUGUGUGUUUGUGUGUUUGUGUGUGUGUGUGUUUUCUUUUAGUCCUAGUAUUAACCCUUUGUGGCAACAGUUUCUGGACAAACAAAAAAACAAACACCACUAAUAUGCUAUGUUGUAUAAUAUGAUACAGUGUAGAUUUUAAAUGAAUUUUAAUAAAAGAGUAUAAAGUAUAAAUAAUAUUAUAUAAUAUAAUAAAAUUUUUUUGCUGUAAAAAAACCCAUCUUUUUAUGUGAAUUUUUUUUAAAAAGUUGGAUUUCUGAUUGUCGUAAAGAGGUUUCUGAACAGACGACUGACAUACUGUGCAUGUUCUCGUUACAUCUAACACACACACACACACACACACACAGUUAUUAACAAAACCACAUACAAACACUUGAAUUAAACAGAAAUCUCCCUAACCCCGCCUCCGUAACACAGUAGUGCAGUCCAGCUCGGAGACUUUCAGCUGGUGGAUUAGAGACUUUGCGAAUCGUCUACAUCCUGAUCACACUGUGAGACGAGCUUCUGCUCCACUGCAGCUUCACAAACACUGAAGAAACGAAGAGUUUAAGCACAUGCUGAGUGGAGUGUGUGUGUGUGUGUGUAUGCUUAAAGUAAUGCUGUAACUCAAUAAUCCAGAGCUCUGUAACAAAGUAUUAUUCAUUUUAUAAUCCAUUUUUAUUUAAAACGAUAAAUAAAAAUAUUACACCAAAACAGUGCUAAAUUC
Messenger RNA from Hemibagrus wyckioides, 5440 nucleotides. It is a transcript of the gene agtr2, whose product is annotated as angiotensin II receptor, type 2. Gene Ontology annotation, molecular function: G protein-coupled receptor activity. The transcript is spliced from 2 exons. Lineage: Eukaryota; Metazoa; Chordata; Actinopteri; Siluriformes; Bagridae. The record is from RefSeq and is a predicted model, not a curated record. Gene Ontology annotation, biological process: immune response; G protein-coupled receptor signaling pathway. Gene Ontology annotation, cellular component: membrane. The coding region runs from base 1508 to 2683 and encodes 391 amino acids.